This is a messenger RNA of Hyphopichia burtonii NRRL Y-1933, 405 nucleotides long. RefSeq lists its product as uncharacterized. Bases 177 to 338 code for a protein of 53 amino acids. The record is from RefSeq and is a predicted model, not a curated record. Lineage: Eukaryota; Fungi; Ascomycota; Pichiomycetes; Serinales; Debaryomycetaceae. The transcript has a single exon.
UCUCGAGGUAGUUUGGUUGAUUCUUUUAAUUUACCAAACCUAUAAUCAAACAGUCUUUUGAUCGGUAGUGAAUUCACCGGCUGCGGUAUAGUAUAUGAUUCGUGUUUAACAAAAUCACUAAUUGGAUUGGUAUUAGCUACAAAAGACAUCUUAUCUAGUCUUAACCAGCUAUUGAGAUGAUCGUGUUAGGCUUUUGUGAUAAUGAGAGAGUGAAUCCUUUUGCCUUUUUUGCACCAACUUUAACCACCAACUCAGCAGCUAUACCCUUAACUUUAAAGAAGAAUCUGGAUUUAAGAAUGGGAAAAUUUUUUGAUAAACUGAAAAAUUAUCAAACCUGAAAAUUUUUUGAUAAACUGAAGGAAAUGAAAAAUUAUCGAAAAGGGCAAUAACAAAACACAAUUCACU